AAACAUAUAUGAAGCCGAACCCAACGUUGCAUCCUCGUCUCCUGCUUUCACUGCACGAUGGUCGAAGGGGCAACGCGUGUUGUCGACUCCUUUGCUCUUUCUUGGGUGGUUUAACUUGGAAUGUUCCUGGCUUGAAGCUGGAGCAGUCGGGAGUCCGUUCCAUUCGCCCAUUUAUACAUACGAAUGGCGUGCUUGUGGCCUGCGACAUCGGGGGUUGAGGUGCCUUCCUUGGGAUCAUGUCUUCCCUUUCCUUGUUCCAGAGAAUCGUCGUCAGAUGUGGCCUGACGAGCUGCCGUGCCAUGGAGAAACAGCCUGUUAAGAUAAUGGUCACCGGUGCUGCAGGACAAAUAGGCUAUGCUCUUGUGCCGAUGAUUGCUCGAGGUGUAAUGCUGGGCUCUGAUCAACCAGUGAUCCUGCACUUGCUUGAUAUUCCACCUGCUGCAGAGGCCUUGAACGGUGUUAAAAUGGAGUUAAUUGAUGCUGCGUUUCCUCUUCUCAAAGGCGUUGUUGCUACAACUAAUGUGGAGGAAGCUUGCGGUGGUGUCAACAUAGCUAUCAUGGUUGGUGGGUUUCGUAGGAAGGAGGGAACGGAGAGGAAAGACGUUAUGUCAAAGAAUGUCUCCAUCUACAAAGCUCAAGCGUCAGCUCUGGAACAGUAUGCAGCUGCAAAUUGCAAGGUUCUUGUUGUUGCCAACCCAGCUAACACCAAUGCUCUGAUCCUAAAAGACUUCGCUCCGUCCAUUCCAGCAAAGAACAUCACAUGCCUCACAAGGCUUGAUCAUAACCGAGCUCUUGGUGGGAUCGCACAGAGAUUGAACAUCCAUGUCAGUGAUGUGAAGAACGUCAUCAUCUGGGGAAACCAUUCUUCUACUCAAUAUCCUGAUGCCAGUCAUGCUACUGUCAUCACCCAGGCUGGAGAAAAAUCUGUCAAAGAACUUAUUGCUGAUGAUAAAUGGUUGCACGAUGAGUUCAUCGGCUUUGUGCAGCAGCGGGGCGCAGCCAUCAUCAAUGCCCGUAAGCUGUCGAGUGCAUUAUCUGCUGCCAGUGCAGCUUGUGAUCACAUCCAUGACUGGGUUCUUGGCACUCCCAAGGGCACCUGGACGUCGAUGGGUGUCUACUCCGAUGGAUCGUAUGGUGUUCCUCCCGGCCUCAUCUACUCCUUCCCUGUCACCUGCAACAAAGGAGAAUGGUCGAUCGUGCAGGCUCAGCUUGUUCAGAAACUGCAGGCCUGCGCAUCGAUGAGCCUUCACGAGCUGGAAUGGAUGCGACAGCGAAGGAGCUCAUUGAAGAGAAGACUUUGGCUUAUUCUUUCCUUGACUGAUCUCGUACGUUUGACUACUGAUACUGCUGCAAGAACUCAAUUCCAAAGUAUGACCUCAAUGUUAUCGAAUACAUUUUCUCAAACAAAUUGGUUUUAUGAGUAUAAUAAAUCUAAUUCUUUGAAUGAUCUAUCCAUUAUAAUAAAAGCAUCUCCUGUUGUCAGUAUUGGUGUCGAGCUUUUAUCGAAUGAUUCUGCAUCACCCUGAGAGGCCCAUAAUACUUAUUGGGUCAUAUAGGGCCGCUCCAAAGGCUCAACAAGUUUGCGGUCUCUCUUAGGUCACGUUGGUACCACGUGACACGCGGCCGGAGAAGUUACAGGGAGCGGCCUAUAUAACCGGUCCGCGGACAUCGAUCCCAAGAAGCGAAGCCAAGCGACGGUGAGGUUUCGCCGCGAGCGGUACGUGCCGGCCUCUUCUCCUCGACGACGCGACGCCAAGGAGGACAAGGAGCGGAGGAUCCUCUUCGUCGUCAGCCUCGAUUGCGACCGCCAGGUCUCUGGAUCUUUGCUCACCCUAUUUCAUGGUCGAUCCAUUUUUUGUGACUUUGGCGAUCGUCUUUCCUCCAUUGCAGCCACGCUAGGGUUGUUCUUCUUUCGCUGAUGACUACCAGUUAGACUGGUCUGUGUGUUGGCUCUUUCAAGAUUAUCGUAGUAGUCAUCGCUACACUUUCUUGCGUCGAUCUUUGGUUUUCUGGUGGAAGAGAGGUUGUCGAGGGAUCUCUAAGCAUCGUUGUUUGGAUGUCCUAAAGGGAUUGAGCUUUUGUACCCAAAAUGAUGGGUUAGGAGUGAGGAUAGAAAGGACGGAGUCGAUUACAUAUCAUAUACACAUGAAUUUGGGGUUAAGUCUAAGAUUAUUUAGAUGCUAGGCUAAGGUUUGAUAGUGCGUUGACACCAAUCUGGCUCUGUAGAGCUGACAAAGAUUUGCUAGGAAUCGACAGAGGUGACAGAAAACCAUGGAAAGAGAUCAAACAAUCUUAGUCAACUGCAGGGUAAUGACUACAUGGAUGAAGAUGGAAUAAGCACAGAAAAUGGAAAUAUAAAGGACUCUCAGAAUGAUUGAUAAACUUAGGAAAGUAGCAUUAUUCAUGCAUCGCAUAUUUGAACUUCAUUACUUCUAGUUGAUACUUGAUGAAAAUCCAGUUAUCAUCACAUAUAUUUGGCUUCUCUUUUCUAAUUGAAGGCCGACAUAUUUUCUAGAGGGUUCCUUAUCUAUCGUAGAGUGAUCAAUUGAUUGAAUCACAUGACAUCCUUGUGGGGUUUGCCGAGACCAUAAAAUAGAUAAAUCUACCCUCAAGUAAUGCUUUAGGCUAACAAUGGUUCAAUUGAUUGUUUCUGUUUUAUGAACGUGAUAGCUCAUAUUAUUCUUGUAAAUUCCUGCUGUGCUACCAAAUCUAAUUACAUGAAAAAAAUUUGGUUAUGAUUUUUCUUGUUUACUUGCCAUGGUAAUUUGAGGAUUAGCAAGCUUUGAUGGUAAAACCAUCUUACAAGUUCAAAUUGGAAGGGAUAUUUUGAACUAUGCUGCAGUUGCCCUUUUUUUUCUAUGAUUCAUAGGCCAAGUCUUUCAAGGUCACAAUGCAUCUUGAAUUUGUUUUCUUUUAACUAUUCUGCUUGCAUCGUCCAACUAGAUCUUGGUGCUAAUGCACUUAUUUAUCUAAAAGAAUGUCAAAAGUUAUGAUAAGAUGUCAUAGUUGUAAGCAACAUAUGAGUUCCCAAUCACUAGUCCACGUUCCUCAUUGCAGUAGGAUGCCCUUGUAUUUGUUGCAUCGCCAGCAGGGCUCCGCUUAAUGGUCUAAUAGAUUAAUUUGAUUGCCAACAGAGACCGACGAUGUCCUACAAACAUCGGAUGUUUACACUAAUUGUUGAACAGUAGCAGAACCCCCAAUGGAUAGUGGAAGGAGUUCCAAAUAAAAACUUAUAAUUGAAUUUGAUCAUGCUGUUACAGCUCUAUCAUUCGUAAAUUUUCUUGUAUAUAUUUCAUAAUAUUUGUUUAUUUUCUGGGAAUGUGAUAAAAAAAUAAUGUAGCACUACGUUGAACGGACUAAUUGCAUAUUACUCAUGUAAUUAGUUACCCUUAAUAUUUCGAUCCUUAUAUUUUAAAAAAUUAUAUUAUCAUCCCUAUAGUUACAAAAGUGAAACAUCUAGGUUUAUUUAUCCUAAUGUUAUCGAUUUUACCAACAAAAAUAUUAAAACAAAGAACAAAAAGAAAAUUUUAACGUUUCAGUCAAUGAUGUCGGACAACAAUAAGAGGUGAGGAUCAUUCUGUAUCUGUGUCAGUGUCGACGUAGUUGCUGAGCGAUGUUGCUCGGUGUCUACAUCGAUAAUCCUUUCGUCGCUCAGUAAUUGUGUCGAUGCCGACGUAGAUGCAGAGUGACAUCGCUCAAUAACUAUGUCGAUGCUAACACAAAUGUAAAGUGAUUCUCACCUCUCGUUGUCCUUCGUCUUCACCCAAAAAAAUGUUAAAAUUAUUCUUUUAUCUUUUGUUUUCGUUAGUAAAAUCAAUAACGUUAGAAUAAAUGAACUUACAAGUCUCACUUUCGUAAUUAUAGGGAUACCAAUAUAAUUUUUUAAAGUGUAAAUAUUAUAAUAGUAAAGAUAAUUAACUAUAGAAGAUAAUUUUUAAUUAGUAUUUGCAUUAAGCAAAGAUCAGUAUUACCGAGAGAUUUGCUAAAGGAUCGACUGCUCCUGCCAUAGCCGUUCCUUUAUGGAGCUGCUGCUGCCAUCGCAACAGCUUUUGAUCGAUAUACACCAACUUGCCUCGGUAAUAACUAGCAAAUUUUGACUUUGGUUUCUGUGCUUUGCUGUGACCAUUGUAAGAAGGCUCUUCUUUUCUUGUCUCCAGAUUCUAGUGCCUAGCAUUAAGGCUAUACCAUUACUCAAAGCUAAUGUGUUUCUGUCGGAUAAAUUCCCUCAAUUUUUUUCAUUUCUAGUCAAGAAAAGUUUAUGGGAUUUCCAUGGGCUAAAAGAUUGGAUCGUCUCAUUUGAAGUCUCACUAAACAUCACUAAAAGCUCAAUAUUUUGAUCUCCCUAACACGAACAAGCAGAAGAGGUACUGAUGGUGCUGAUUAUUUGACCACACACCAGUUUUUUUCCCAACCAAUAACCCUGUGUUAUUAUUUCUUUGAAAAUGACAUAUUCACUGAUUGGUGAUAGAACUGACUGACAUUUUCUUUUCUAUACACUAGAUAUCUUACUAGGUCUUUUGCCUAAUUUUUGUUGACUGCUACUGGGGAAUUGGAAAGAUUGGGGCAGUUUCUUUGGAAAAGAUCUUAUUUUGGGUUUUUCUCAAGCAACGUCCCCCUUUAGGUAAAGGUUUUUUCUAAGUAGUGUCCCUAAUUCAUAAACUAUCUGAAGUAUCUCUCACCAAAUAUUUCCAUCAAAUUUUUUCAUCAGUUUUUCAUCAAAUUUUGAGCUAUUACAGUGUUUCAUUUGACUUAUUUAUAGUGUUUUUCAAUAAUAUUUACAGUAUUUUUAAUAAGAUAUUAAAAAUUAUUAAAAAUAGUAUAAGUGAUAUCAUAUUAUAUUUCUUUCAUUAUCAUUACUGAUAUCAUAUUUUUGCAAUUAGACUUGUGAUUGGUUUGAUUGAUAUUAGGAGUCCAUUUGGAUCCAUUAUAAUAUUUUUGUUAUGAUGGUUAAAAUAUUAUAAUAAAUUAUUUUUUAUUUUUAUUUGGAUGAUGUUAUUUUUAAACUAUAUAAAUAUGCUUUUGAAUCCUAAUAUGUUAUAUCAAAUUGUUUGUAUAUUAUUUUGAUUUUAUUUAAUUUAUUUAUAAUGUUUUCAAAUAAAUUCAUAAUAUUUUUAUGACAAUAGCCAAAAUAUUAUAAUAGGUCAAAAUACUAUAACAAACAAGAAAAGUAUAGUCAAUUUUUUGAAUGACGGUUUGAAUAUUUUUUGAAUUAAGAGUAUUAUUUGAGAAAAAAACGAAAAGGAUAUUCUAUUUUAAAAACAAUCCAAAAUGAUAAUCUUUUCUAAAUAAAUCAUUCGGAAAACACAUGUUUUGUCUACUGCAAAAAUGAAGACAGUUGAAUAGAUGCAUCUUGCAGUUCCAGUAAUGAAGCUGAUGACCCCCAGGUUCUAUGUUCCUAGCCCAAACUACACCAUCAUUUUACUGCUUAGGUCAAACGACAGCAGAAAUAUAGUAUUGUUUGGAUUAUGAUACUGACCCAGACUGACAGUUCCAUCUUCCUAAGCCAUGUCUCUCACCAUACUUUUAUGUUCUUGAGAACCAAGUUGCUGUUGGUCAAACCAGAGUGUUAGAGAGAUAAAAGUCUCUAGAUAGAUCAUAUGUAGAUCCUCAUGUAUGUGUGACGAACGGACAUGCUGUAGGUGCUCACAACUGGUUCGCACAUGGCGGCGGACCGAAAGCAGUGUUCCGGAGAUGGUCCGAAAACUCUUUCAGAGCAAGACAUGACCAUAGUCUGCAGUGCUACGGUUUGCUUCUGCAGCACAUCUAUCUACUGUCUAAUGCCACUUGUACUACUGCUAUUUUCCAUCUUUGUACCGUAGCUUCGUUAUCCAAAUGUUGCAGGGUUUCAGAAAGGCGCUUCCGAGAAGUCACCGACUCGUGCUCGACGUGGUACAUUUGCAGAGUUACGCUGUCUAUACUACCCUCUACGUAAGCCAUAAUAGUAAGUUUUCAUAGACUACAUAAACCCUUGUUUAGAAUUAACUACCUUAAUUUACCACAACAGGACUCCCUAUUUUGGAUUAUUUACAUCCCCACAUACCCAUCAUCAUUUUUUUUUCUAAUAGAAAAAUAUCAGAUACCCUAUCCUCAACCAAAAUUGGCAGCCUUCAUUAUGACCAUAUCAUAUCAAUAUUCAAGAUUACACGUACAGGGCCGUAAAAUUAGGGCAGCAACUUGAACAGACAUUAGAAAGCUAAUGCUAACGUUUAGAAAGACAUAAGUGGACAAAGAACUGUCAGCUUAGGCAAGUUUCCAAGCCCGGACAUAUAGAAACUAGCAAAUGUUUUGCAAGAUGUAGCAUAAUGAGCAUUGACCUAAAGCUAAUUAGCUCACAAAAAAUAGUACAUAAAAAUUAAUCAAAUGGAAAAUUGCUUUGAGGUACUUGAGGUUUAGGGUUGAAACUUCAUACCACGUGUGUUCCUGCCAAGGAUUUCCAGAUCUCACUGCUCUCCUCGUCAUCCUCUUUUGACUUGCUCCUCCUCCCUGAAACAAUCUCGAAGGAGUCAGGCAUCUGCAUGAGGUCGAGCGUCACAUGGCCUCCAGCUCCCUGCAAACGACUCCAACCAUCAGCAUGCGGCGGCAUCGGCUGUGGCGUUGCUUGGUGCUGUAUAUGUGACCAGAAGACGGGCGGCUGCUGCUGCUUUACAGAGACCAUGGUGUGCCAUCCACUUCCAUCAGCGAGCAGCUGCCGGGCCAGCACGGCAGCGCGGUUCUCGGCUAUCAGCUCGUUGAGUGCGGCGCUUGAUCGGGAUGAGAAGUCGGAUGUCGCAAUCCAAGGAGAAGCCUUGGAUGACAGAAGAGAGAGAGCACAACCCGGGGAAGCAGACAGGUAUGGGGCCAUGCCUCCGAUGAUUGCGCUUUCUGCACACAGAUAUCUUUCCAAGUUUAAAAAAUCUUGGCACAGCAGGAUGUUAAGAUUAGGUUAAAAACAUUGCAUGAGAUUCCAGAGAAGAUACUGCACGUUUGCACAUGAUAAAACUCAAAUUUAGCUGGUU
This is a messenger RNA of Musa acuminata AAA Group (dessert banana), 6995 nucleotides long. Its product is annotated as malate dehydrogenase, cytoplasmic-like. Lineage: Eukaryota; Viridiplantae; Streptophyta; Magnoliopsida; Zingiberales; Musaceae. Gene Ontology annotation, biological process: malate metabolic process; oxaloacetate metabolic process; tricarboxylic acid cycle. Gene Ontology annotation, molecular function: L-malate dehydrogenase (NAD+) activity. The record is from RefSeq and is a predicted model, not a curated record. The transcript is spliced from 7 exons. The coding region runs from base 237 to 1526 and encodes 429 amino acids.